Molecule: messenger RNA, 3204 nt
Organism: Alternaria novae-zelandiae
Lineage: Eukaryota; Fungi; Ascomycota; Dothideomycetes; Pleosporales; Pleosporaceae
Exons: 2
Coding region: 1-3204 (1067 amino acids)
Source: RefSeq, a predicted model, not a curated record
AUGGUGACCACAAGAAACAAAAACUAUACCUACGACAACGUCCCCCAGGAACAAGGCGGAAUGGGGACAGCAACAGAGACACUCGAUGAUCGGCGAGCAAGACAGGCGCGUCUUCUCCUUUCGAAACACUACGAGCCCGUCAUCUCUGAGGUACUCAACGAAGAGAUACCCAAGUACAAGAAUGGCACUACCAUCAGUGCAACAGACCGUGUGAAGUAUAUACGAGAAUGCGCACGAAUACUCGCUUCAGAACCGCCUAUCCUACUAGCGGCAGUCGACGGCGAUUUGGUGCGCCGCAUGCGAACUGAUCCUGAUCUGAAGCGAGAAUACGAUCUCACCUGCAAGAAUGCAGCAAAGCAGCCGUCCAUAUACAUACACCAGUUCGCAGACCUGAAUGGUAUUCCGCCUACUCCGAAUCAAAUGCUUGUCAUCUGCAAUUGGAUAGCCGACUACAUAGCCGAUGAUCUGGCAGAAGGCAAAGCUUCCGAGCACUUCUGGCAGAUAGACAACCUCUCCCCGGGAAGACCGCUGAUUAACCAGCAGAACUCUGCCAAGGGUUACCGUAAGUAUCUCUACACGACACAUUCCAGUCGAUCAAAGAAGCGUGUCGGUACCCUCGAACUCUUCUGUCAAGGUACCCAGAAACGUUGGCAGGAGACGCCAGCAUCACUACGCGAUACACCCCUUCGAUAUCCUCUUGGGGAGUGUGGAUAUUCUGAGAACUCUGAAAACCGUCUGAAAGAGCACCGCCAGCGGAAGUCAUCCAACUACAUAAUGAACCUAGUCGAGGACAUAUCCACCCACCUCCACAACAUCGGCAUGUUUGAACAACACUUCACAAUGCACCAGUAUAUUGUCUAUCUCAUCGACCGGCGGGAACAAGUGGAGAUCGCGGAGAUCUUUUGCUCCGCAUUACUUCGAGUGUGGGUGAGUAGCGGCGGUGGUUUCAACUCGUACCCUGCUGGGCUUAGCGUCAACUCUUCGAAGAAGGUCAGCAAUAUUGACUGGGCUUCGUAUGAGAUGAACACCACCUUGCACUCCCCCAUCACCGAAAAUAUGAGGAUGCAGCAGCUUAGAGCAGAUGAAUACCGACAAGCACUGGAGUGGACGAAUGACGACACUGUAGAUUCGGAGACGAGAGAGCCAGCAAGCCAGGAAGAAGAGUGCAUAACAUUCGAACACCCCCGCUCCUACCCUGCCGCCCUGCUCAAGAAGCGCCACUCCCUCCCCUCCCACCUCCACAUCUUCGUCGAACGACCAAGCCGACAUGCAAUACGCUCAUCAAGAGACUUCAACUACGACGCCCUCAACAAGUCCAGCAUCGAAGCCCACUUCCAGCGCAACGUCGCAUCGAGCUUUAUCUCAUUGUACGAGAGCAAAGCCACUGCCUCGAGCAAAUAUCCUCACACCGACAAAGUGGGACAAAAACCGCGAUCAUUCGAUGCCGCUGAAAUGUCUAUCCACACCAGUGGGCUGACAGCGGCAUGGGUGACCGUAGACAAAGACGUCCGUCUUCCAGUAUGGUUUGACAAGAACAGACAGGAGUCCGACAACGCAGACGACGAAGAGGUACUGUGGUUUUGCCUCCAAGAGCUGAAAGCAGUACUACAAGUCGAUGAGAAGCUUGGGGAGAAGGACGAAUGGCUUGCCUGUGGGUUCAUUCCCGAAAGUAGGGUUGUCACUCGUCACGAUUCAUCGAAUGAGGAGUACCCAGAGGGGGUAGUCAACGACAAGGAAAUAGAAGAGGCUUAUAGACAGGCUCGCCGCGACCGCCAACGUAUCGAAGGGGAGAGGCUUCAAGUCGACGUGCCGGAAUGUGAGCACAGACUCAAGAAGACGCUGUCUUCGGGCUUCUUGAAAGCCCCUCAGAUCCCCAGCCGGAAAAGCUCUCUUGUGUCGCUGGAUGGCAAGGCUGUGAGCCAGUCCAAGAAGACAGUUAGCGGGGCUUCAAAGCUUCGCGUAGAUACGCGCGACGUGUCGGUCUCGCUGACGAAUGCGGAUCCACGGCGCGCAGCGUCGCUGAUGAAGUAUGCGUUGUUGCUGGCGCAUGAAAAGAGGUUUGAAGCCGAAGAGUCGUGGCUUUCGGAGACGACUCGUUUGGCUGGGGGUGUAGAUCGGGGGGAUAGUACGAGGACAAUCGAUGAUGUGGGUCGUAGAGAGAGGCGAAGCGGGUUUGUAGAGCGUCAUAAUGAGGCCUACUUGACGCCGCCGCAAUCACCAAUUACCUCAUCUGGACGAAGGGGCAUGCAUGAGCGAAGGGGUCGUAAUGGUGCUGAUAAUCCAGUCAAACGAUACGAAAUCGCUCGACAAGAUGAUGAACAAUCAGUCCAGGAAAGGGGAAGACGUAUGCGUCGCUCUGCCGCUCCAUCGCCCUCGCAGUCUUUGCUAGGACAUCAUCUUGAAGGAGGCAACGCGUCUUCGCUUCGACCGCGUCUUUCGCGCCGUGAGCUCCUCUUGGAGCUGCAAUCAGACGAAGACUCUGUUCUACGAGAGUACGCAAGAGUCAGUCUGCAGGAUCCCUCUUCCCACCACCACACCCGGCACGACACGCCUAAUGGCGCACCCUCAACAUCGACGGCCCCGGGAACCCAGCAACCACCCAACCACACCGCCCAGAGUGCAGGUAACGAUGAAUUUAGCCCACCAGAUGAAUCGGUCUACUCCACCAUGUCGUCUCUCUCCUCCUUGUCCGACCUCGCGCAUGCUACCAUCGAGGAGGCCACGUACGCUACCGUCCAUCCUGGCUCCCAUGUUAGGGAGAUCGAGAUACGGAGAAGGAAGUCGAGGCCGUCGUCUGCGGAGGCGAAGUUCAGCGAAGAAGAGGAGAGAGGGAGGAGUAGGAACGGACGGCGACAACGAAGAGUUUCGGGGGUGGCUGUAGAAGCACCAGCGGAAGAGGACGUAGAACCUUUUCCUACUUUUGAUCCGAUCGUACCGGGUCACGUACAGCUUUCACGGUCUGGAAGCAAUGUUUCUGCGGUUGCUGUUGUUCCUUCGGCAUCAACACCGAUACCUCCACCAGUGGUCUUGAAAUCCGAAUCUUUCUUUGCUAGAAGGAAGAAACGGUUCGAGAAGGGCAAAGACGUUUCUGAGCGUUUAGCAGAGGCACAGGAAAGUCCGGCUGCAACGAAACCAAAGGUCAUGAAGGAUCUCUUGGAGUUUGCUGGGUGGAGGUCUGGUGAUAAGAAAGAUGGGUCGAAGUGA